AUGACUGGAGGAUUAGUUUCUCCAUGGAUUAUGGGUACUUUUCUUCCUUCCUCAUCCAAAUUCUCUACAUCGUCGCCUUCUCCGGCUAUUUGUGUGUGUCGAUCUCACUUCAGAGCACCAAAAGACCUUAAAUUUGUUCUCCAUGAGGCGCCCGAUUCUGCUGGAUUCAACACUACCUAUGCUAAAAAGUUGCCUGGAAUAGAGAGGGAAACAAGCAUAAUCAUCAAUAGAGGAGUAGACUUGCGGAAAACAGCUCUUUACAUAGCAGCAGAAGAUGAUUCACUCAUCUCUCACUCUUCUGUACCACUUCUUGUGGAUGCUUUUAUUGACAGAUUAGAUGAUCUUUCUAUGGAUUACUGCUCACGCUACAGUUCAUCAUUUAGAUCAUCUCCUGAUAAUUUCCUUGAGUGCCUAGAGAGAUACAUGUAUGUUGACAAGGGCUUUCAGAGGAGCAACUCGAGGAAUCAGUUGGAGCAACGAGCAGUUUAUCUUAAUUCAGUAAAAAGACUUGUUUGA
Messenger RNA from Lactuca virosa, 516 nucleotides. Lineage: Eukaryota; Viridiplantae; Streptophyta; Magnoliopsida; Asterales; Asteraceae. The record is from the annotation of a GenBank genome assembly.